This is a messenger RNA of Liolophura sinensis, 1794 nucleotides long. RefSeq names its product serine/threonine-protein phosphatase 2A 65 kDa regulatory subunit A alpha isoform-like. Gene Ontology annotation, molecular function: protein binding; protein phosphatase regulator activity. The record is from RefSeq and is a predicted model, not a curated record. Gene Ontology annotation, cellular component: protein phosphatase type 2A complex; nucleus; cytosol. Gene Ontology annotation, biological process: protein dephosphorylation. NCBI's taxonomy places the organism in Eukaryota, Metazoa, Mollusca, Polyplacophora, Chitonida, Chitonidae.
CUGGUUUGGAUAUUUUAACAUAAAAUGGCGGCCAGUGAUACAGGAGACGAUUCACUUUACCCAAUUGCCGUACUUAUUGAUGAACUUCGUAAUGAAGAUGUUCAGUUGAGGCUGAACAGCAUCAAGAAGCUGUCAACAAUAGCACUUGCUCUGGGUGUAGAAAGAACCAGAACUGAAUUAAUCCCAUUUCUCACAGAUACAAUAUACGAUGAAGAUGAAGUGUUGUUGGCUCUCGCUGAACAGCUUGGUGGGUUCACACCACUGGUUGGUGGACCAGAAUUUGUUCACUGUUUGUUGCCACCCUUGGAAAGUCUGGCUACAGUAGAGGAAACAGUUGUCCGUGACAAGGCAGUGGACUCUCUCAGAACCAUAGCUGCUCAACACUCACAGGCUGACCUAGAAAAUCACUUUGUUCCUUUAGUCAAGAGGUUAUCUGGGGGUGACUGGUUUACAUCCCGUACAUCAGCUUGUGGGCUAUUCUCUGUGUGCUACAACCGCGUGUCAACAGCUGUUAAGGCAGAGCUCAGACAACACUUUAGGAAUUUAUGUAGUGAUGACACACCGAUGGUGCGAAGGGCCGCAGCCUCCAAAUUGGGCGAGUUUGCCAAGGUGGUGGAGACUGACUAUCUCAAGUCCGACCUGAUCCCAAUGUUCACUGCUCUAGCCCAGGAUGAGCAGGACUCUGUGCGGCUAUUGGCUGUGGAAGCCUGUGUCAGCAUAGCAUCUCUGUUACCGACACAAGACACAGAGAACCUGGUGAUGCCGACCCUGAGACAGGCAGCUGAGGACAAGUCCUGGAGGGUGCGCUACAUGGUAGCAGACAAGUUCACAGAGCUGCAGAAAGCUGUUGGUCCAGAGAUAACAAAAACUGAUCUAGUGCCAGCCUUCCAGAGCUUGCUGAAGGACUGUGAGGCAGAGGUCAGGGCAGCUGCCGCUCACAAGGUCAAGGACUUCUGUCAGACACUCUCCCCAGAUGUGAAAGAGGAAGUUAUCAUGACCAGCAUUCUGCCCUGUGUCAAGGACCUGGUAUCAGACGCCAACCAACAUGUCAAGUCUGCCCUCGCCUCUGUCAUAAUGGGACUCUCACCUAUACUUGGCAAAGAUAACACAAUCACACACCUGCUACCCCUUUUCCUGAUACAACUGAAGGAUGAGUGCCCAGAGGUCAGGCUCAACAUCAUCUCUAACCUGGACUGUGUCAAUGAGGUGAUCGGUAUAAAACAGCUGUCCCAGAGCUUGUUACCAGCUAUAGUGGAGCUGGCAGAAGACACUAAGUGGAGAGUAAGGCUGGCAAUCAUUGAAUACAUGCCUCUGUUGGCAGGACAACUGGGUGUUGACUUUUUCGAUGAGAAGUUGAACUCCUUGUGUAUGACAUGGCUAGUGGAUCAUUGUUUUGCUAUCCGUGAAGCAGCCACACAAAACCUGAAAAAGUUGGUAGAGAAGUUUGGUGUGGAGUGGGCUCAGAACACAGUCAUCCCUAAAGUACUACAGAUGGCUCGUGAUCAGAACUACCUGCACCGUAUGACCUGCCUCUUCUGCAUCAACUUAUUGGCAGAUGCUUGUGGAGGAGAUGUGACUACUAAGAUCAUGCUACCCACCAUCACAGGAAUGUCUACGGAUGCUGUGGCCAAUGUGCGAUUCAAUGUGGCCAAGACUCUACAGAAGUUAGGGCCGAAACUGGAGGCAUCAGUAAUUCAACAGCAGGUGAAGCCAUGUCUGGAGAAGCUAAGGCAAGAUUCAGAUGAUGUACAGUAUUUUGCCGCUGAAGCAAUAGAUGCCCUGAAAUUAUCAUAG